Molecule: messenger RNA, 6609 nt
Organism: Gadus macrocephalus (Pacific cod)
Lineage: Eukaryota; Metazoa; Chordata; Actinopteri; Gadiformes; Gadidae
Gene: pogzb
Product: pogo transposable element derived with ZNF domain b
Exons: 17
Coding region: 194-6319 (2041 amino acids)
Source: RefSeq, a predicted model, not a curated record
GGGGUCCAAUAACAGAGCGUCUAGGCAACCGGACGUGACGCAACGUUUAGAGUGGACGAAUGGGCGGGGUCUUGCCAUACUCGAACGACCCGCCUACCGAGACGGCACAGCGUCCGAUGGAUCCGGUCCCCGUGUGAUUGUGGGCUUUACACGCAGGAACUCACCGUGACCUGUAGAACUAGUCGGCGGCAACAUGAGUUCCGAGCUGUAUAUGGAGUGUGAGGAGGAGGAGCUGGAGCCAUGGCAACGCGAGGUCAUGGAGGAGGACGAGGAGGAGGAGGAGAUGGAUGUAGUUUGUCAAGUCAAACAGGAGGAGGAGUUUGUGAACGGCCCAGGUUUUGCCGUAUCCUCAGCCCCUCCCCCUGCCCCUUCCCUGCUCAGGGCACCUCCUCUGAUUGGCUCCAGCUUUGCCCAUGGAAUGUCCCUCAUUGGCCCAAAUCGUUCCCAGGGCUUGUCUUUGAUUGGCCGUGGUGUUACCCAGGGAACCUCUCUAACUGGCUCAAACAUAACCCCGGUAAUGUCUGUGAUUGGCCCAAACCUUCCAACGAUGAGGUCUGUCGUUGGCUCACAAAACUCCCAGGCAAGGCCUUUGAUUGGCUCCAAUCUCACCCCGGGAUCCUUCACGAUUGGUUCAAAUGUUACGGCGAGAACAGCAGUGACUAGCCCGCAAUUCUCCCUGGCAACGUCUGUGAUUGGCUCAAACCGUGCCCCAGUCGUCUCCGUGAUUGGCUCAAACCGUGCCCCAGUCGUCUCCGUGAUUGGCUCAAACCGUGGCCCAGCCGCCUCUGUGAUUGGCUCCAGCGUCCCGGCGGGGUCGUCUGCCAUUGGCUCCAGUCUCCGCCAGGGCCAGCCCCUCAUCCUGACCCAGGGCCCUGGCGGGACGUUCUUCCUCUCCACCAGCCAGCUGGCCUCCGGCCAACGGCAUAUCACCGGCUCCUCCCCCAACCAGCCCUUCCUCUUCACCACACAGAGCCUGAUGCCCGUGCAGACCUCGGGGGGCGCCGGCAUGCCCAAGCUGCUGCUCAACCUGCAGACGGGCCAGACCCUACAACCCCUCACCCUGAUACAACAUCAACCCUUGGUCCGGGCCAAGAUAGCCCCGAAGGAGCAAGCCUUCAGCGUCACGUCUCCCCCCAGCUCCCUGGCCCCCACCCUGACCUCCACCGCCGCCCCCGUCCGGCUCACCCUGCCCUCCCCCCAGGCCAGUACCGUCCCGCCCAGCCGCUACACCGCGAAGGUCAUCCCCGCCUCCGUGUCCAUCACCACGGCUACACCCAACCCCCCCACCCGGGCCGUCCCCAAGAUUGUGAUCUCCAAGACGCCCAAAGCAGCGAUCGCCACGGAGACGGCGACCUCCGACCCGGCCGCGCCGCUCCGGGUUGUGAUGACGGUGUACGAGUUCUACUACGGUGUCUUCAGCGGGGACCAGGCGCUGCAAACCCGUGGGCCCGUCAAGCUGACCGCCCCCUUCCACUGCAAGAAAUGCCCCUACACCACCAAGAGAAACAUGGAGAUGAUGAAGCACUACUGGCGGCACACGGACAUGGCCCGCUCCAUGCUUCACGAGGACAUGCGGUGCGACGACUGCUUCCGACUCUUCUCCAGCGCCGCCCUCCUGGAGACCCACCAGCUGCACGCCCACCUCUCCAAACCCAAGUCCACCGUGUGUCGUAUCUGUGAGUGGGUCUUUAACAACGAGAUGGAGUUUCUGAACCACAUGAAGACCAACCAUAAGCCGGGAGAGAUGCCCUACGUCUGCCAGGUGUGUUCGUAUCGCUCGUCCUUCUACUCUGACGUCCUGCACCACUUCAGGUGCUACCACUCCGGCCGACGCCAGCUGCUCUGCAUCUUGUGCCUCAAGGUCACCAACAACAUCAAGGGCUUCCAGAACCACAUGGACAAACACAAGCUGAAGGAGGCCCACCCGUGUGCCAAGUGCCGCCUGCAGUUCGUCCUCCCCACGUCCCUGCAGGAGCACAAGCAGCAGCACCACCGCAGCUUCCGCCGCCCCCACCAGCUGACCGGGCUGCCCCCCGGCGCCAUGGUGACCAUCAAGACCGUGGGGACGAACACUAACAGUCUGCCCCUCCCCUCGCGGGGUAAGCUCUCCUCCAGCCACUUCAGAGCGCCCCUCGUCGUCCCGCCCCCACAGCCUCAGCCAAUCGAGAGCAGCCCCCCGGACCCCCCCACACCGCCAGGCCCCGCCCCCACCGGGGCCAAGCUCCAGGACAACAGUGACACCGAGAGUGCGGAGGAGCGUGAUAGGCUGCUGUGUAUGGAGUGCGGCAACACCACCACCGACUUCUCCAGCCACUACCCCGCCUCCGUUUCCUGCCUGCUGUGUCCCUACAGAACCUUCUGCUCCUGCGCCUACGCCUCCCACAUGAUCCAAAACCACGUCUUGGCCAGAGAAAGAGGGAAAAGGCUUCCCCUGCAUCAACGACCUCCUCCAUGCUGCUAUGAGCUGGUGUGUACGCAGUGUGGCUUCGUCUCUCUCACCGGGGACAAGAUGGCCAAGCACCUGGGCCUGCACCGCGGCCACACCUCCAGCACCUGCCGCCCUCACACCACCCCGAAGGAGCCGGACCUCCUGUUGGGCCUCCCGGAGCCCCUCCCGCCCAGCGGCCGCCCGGACCCAGGCCCGCUGUCCUGGACCCGGGCCCCGGGCGGCCCCGUGUGCCGGCGGCCCUUGGCCUUCAAGCAGGCCCGCGGCCCCCGCCACACGCUGGCCCAGAACGCCGACGCCAUGGACUACUUCCUGCUGGCCUACCCCGAGCCCCUGCUGGAGCUCAUCGCCAAGGAGACCAACGCGCACGUCAAGACCCUUCGCUACCUGGGCACGCCCGCUCCCAGCUGGACCCCGCUGGGCGUCCCCGAGCUGAAGGCCUUCCUGGGCCUGGUCAUCCUCAUGGGGGUGCACGGCCUGGCCGACCUGGCCCAGUACUGGGACCCCGUCCGCUUCCCCCAGUGCGACCACGUGGACCGCGCCAUGAGCCUGCGGCGCUUCAAGCAGAUCGCGGCCAACGUGCGCCCGGGCAGCCUGCUGGCGGACCGCGUGUGCGGCGGCGGCUGCGGCGACCCCGCGGACGCGCUGGGCGUCCUCCGGCCCAUGCUGAAGCACCUGGGCGAGGCCAUGUGGAGGGCGUACCGGCCCAACUGCCACCUGACCGUCGACCGCACCCUGCUGCCCGCGCUGGAGGACCGGCCCGACGGCCAGGCCCCGCCCGAGGUCUGGCUGCUGUGCGACUCCAAGUCGGGCUACUGCCACCGGCUGCACCUGCACACCCGGAGGGGGGGGGAGGCGGCGGCGGGGGAGGGGGGGGAGGCGGCGGCGAGGGAGGCGCUGGGGCUGGCCGUGGUCCCCCGGCUGAUGAGGGGCCUGCACGACAAGAACCACCGGCUGUACCUGGCCAACGCCCUGGCCUCGCCCAAGCUCAUGUGCCAGCUGCUCCUCAAGGGCGUGUACGCCUCCAGCUCGUUCCCCGUCCGCAGCCCCGUGCUGCCGGCGGCGCUGUGGCGGGAGGGCGACCUCGCCACGCCGGGCCACUACCUGCAGUGGCGCUGCGGCCCCCUGCUGGCCACGCGCUGGCGGGACGCCAAGGAGAUGGGCUGCCUCUGCACCAACGCCGUGGCGGGCAGCUGCGACACGGUGUGGCGGCGGUCGCAGACGGAGGCCGGCACGCUGGACCCGCUGGCCCGGCCCAUGGCCUUCAAGCUGCUGCAGGAGAACAUGCGCGGCGUGGACAUCUGCAAGCAGCUGCAGGCCUGCAACCCGCUGGGCGGCGUGCCCCGGGACCGCCACUGGCGGAGCCUCUUCUGGCUGCUGCUCAACCUCAGCGUGGCCAACGCCUUCAUCGUGCUGCGCGAGAGCCGCAAGAGGAACCCGCCGUGCUGGGUGGAGGGCGGCCUCUUCUCGCAGCUCAAGUUCCGCCGCCGCCUGGGCACCCAGCUGGCCCGGUGCUACCAGCGGCCCCCGGGCCUGGAGACCCCCGGCGGCGGCGGGGGGGACGGGGGGGACGGGGAGGAGGCGGAGGGGGACCCGCUGAAGGAGGUGCACCGCAUGGCCAGGAUCAGCUUCCGGACGCGGCGGUGUAAGAACUGCGACCCGAAGCAGGGCCGCCACGAGAGCGUGUACGGCUGCUCGGCCUGCAAGGUCAACCUCUGCACGCAGACCGGCUGCUUCUGGGAGUUCCACGCCCUCGACCCCCCCACCAAAGUCUCCCCCAGCGUUGGAUUCACCCGAGACAAAAUAAGCGGCGCCAUCGAGAUAGAAGGCCAGGUCGUCCAGAGGACCGCGGCCACGCCCCGCGUGGACCGCCCCGACGUCCCCGAGGACCAAGAGGAAGAGGAGGGCGACGAAGACGAGGCCGCCGCCGCCGACGAAGACGAAGGAGCAGUGACGGAGGAAGAGGCUGACCCGCUCCGCUACACCUUCAGACCGGAAGACGAGGAGAUGGAGUACCUGGCAGGUGAGGCCGACGACGACGACGACGACGAAGAAGCCGUGACGGAGGAAGCGGCAGACCCGCUCCGCUACACCUUCAGGCCGGAAGACGAGGAGGAGGAGUUCCUGGCAGCUGAGGCAGCGACGCCUCACCUGACGAAGAGAGAAGAAGAAGAAGAGGCAGCGGCGGCGGCCGCAGCGAGCGCCGGGGCCUCCGGGCCUGCAGGGGGCGCCGGGCAGCUGGUCCCACGGUCAGCUGAGGCCGAGAGAGUAAAAGAAGAAGCACCGGUGGCCGUGGCGCGCCGGACGCCGUCCGUAGGGAGCCGGGCGGCGGCCGUAGUGCGCCGGGUGGCGGCCGCGGCGAGCGCAGGGACCUCCGGGCCUGCAGGGGGCGCCCCGGCGGCGGCCGGGCUGGGUGCGCGGCAGCUGCGCGUCUGCCUGGUGGCGCUGUGCUCCGGCCUGCAGCACGCGGCCUGCGAGUUCGUGGUGGAGCUGGCGCAGGUCCGGGCGUGGGUGGAGCAGGCGCGGCGGCGUUGGGGCGGGGCGUCGGCGGGCGGCGUGGGCGUGGGGGCGGAGCCCGGCGAGGACCACAUGCUGGAGUGGGUGUGGUUCAUGCGGGAGCAGCAGCUGCCCGUCACGGAGAGCGGGCUCUUCAAGCACGCCGCCACGCUGAAGAACAACGGCGUGUUCGCCGACGCCUUCCGCAUCUCGUACAACUGGGCGGUGGGCCUGAUGCUGCGGCACGGCCUGGGACCGCCGGCGCCCGGCCACGCCCCCCUCCCGCCGCUGCCCGCCCUCAUGGCGGCCGGCGUGCGCAGCUUCACCGAGUUCACCCGCCGGCAGGUGGCCUUCAACCAGAUCGCGGCGAGCGCGGUGGCGGGCGUGACGCGCCUCAGCGUGUUCCUGGACCGCGGCCUGAUGGCGAGGGGCUCGCCGCCCGCGCUCCGGAGCCACGCCCUGCGGCUGAGCGGCACGGGCACGCCCCUGCUGACCGUCUACCUGACGGCGCUGGCCGACGGCACGCUGCUGCCCGCCCUGGUGCUGCUCUGGGACCCCACCCGGCUGGGGGGCCCCCUGGACGACGCCUCGGACCCCGCCUCCUCGUUCCUGGUGGAGACGGACCCCCACGGCUUCACCUCGGCCGAGGGCCUGGAGGUGUGGGUGAAGCGGGUGUGGCGGCCCCACGCCUCGCCCCCCCCCCCGGCGGGGGGGGGGCGAGGGCAACACCACCGCAAGCGCCUGCUGGUGCUGGACCGCCACCGCGACCACGUGGCCGAGGCCUUCCUGGACGCGCUGGGCCGCACGCGCACGCUGCCCGCCAUGAUCCCGUCGGGCUGCGGGCUGCGGCUGCAGCCCCUGCGGGUGGCGGCGCUGCCCGUGCUGCAGCGCCUCCUGGUGGCGCGCUGGGAGAGGCUCAGCGCCGGGCCCCAGGCGGCGGAGCAUGCGGGCGCCGCGCGCCAGCGGCUGAGCGGCUGGCUGCAGGACGCCCUGAGCGUCCUCCGGGACCGGCCCUCGCUGAUCAGGGCCUCGUUCCGCCUCACGGGCCUGGUCCCCGGGGAGGGGGAGGGGGCGGGGGAGGGGGAGGGGGCGGGGGGGGGAGAGGGGGAGGGCCGGGAGGAGCUGAUCCGGAGCCUGGCCUUCGCCAUGCUGUGUCCCGAGGACCAGGAGCCCGAAGAGACGCUCCCCGUGAAGACGGAGGAACGGGAGGAGGAGGGAGGAGGACGGCCGGAGACGGCCGUGAGGAAGGAGGAGGAGGAGGAGGAGGAGGAGGAGGUUCAUUACUGGGGAGGAGAAGGAGGAGGAGGCGAGGAGCAGAAGGCCGGCACCUCCUCCAAGAGUGGCAGACAGGUGGAGGAGGAGGAGGGGAAGCUAUAGCGGGGGAGGGCUGAGGGCCAGGGAUGAAGAUGAGAGUUGGAGUGCAGGUGUCACACACACUCCGCCCCUGACCCUGAUCCAGGGUGCCUGAAUGGUUAUGGGGCCGGUCCGGGCUCCCAACACCAGUCCCUGUGUUAACAUUGACAAUGAGGUGUCUGUGUCCGUCUCUUCCUUCCUGUUGACCUCCUUUUGUCUCGGGAACAUCACUGGAGGGUUGAAUAACCCUGGUGUUCAACUCGAUGCCACCUUGGUGCUAAUUAUCUGAAAUAAAGGAUUGGUGUCUUUUUGUA